AUGUCGCUACCGUCUCUCAUUUCCCAUAAGUCUUCUGACUCCGGACUACAAAUUCAUCUUCAUCCUCUUGUGCUUCUCACUAUCUCCGAUCACAUCACCAGACAUGCCGCACGACACCAGGAAGGUCCCAUCCUCGGCGCCCUCUUUGGCCAACAAAACGGACAAGUGAUAACGCUUGAGAAUGCCUUCGAAUGUCCCACCAAAAGCGAUUCUAAUGGUCAAGCCCUCAUCCCAGAGCCAUGGUUUGCAGAGAGAGUGCAGCAGUUCAAGGACGUGUACAAAGAUCCCCCUCUCGAAAUAGUGGGUUGGUGGACAGCCGCCGCUCCAUCAGGUCCUGAUGCCUCGCAUCUACCAAUUCACCGGCAAAUCCUCCAAGAUUACAACGAUUCAGCUGUAAUCCUGGCAUUUCACCCCGAACAACUCCAACAGUCCCGAUCGCAAGGCGCACGACUUCCCUUGACUAUCUAUGAAAAUGUACUCGAGGGAGAUGAUGCUACUGAUGGGGACAAGGAAAUGCAAAUCGACGGCGAGGAGUUGGCGCAAAAGAUACGUUUCCGAGAACUGCCAUAUACCGUUGAAACUGGAGAAGCUGAGAUGAUUGGCGUUGAUACUAUUGCCACUGGAUCUGGAACCGCUGCUUGGCAUGGAAUACAGUCCACUACUACAGACCAAACCUAUGAAAACCAAAGUCCAUUUGAGACGGGCGAGCAGGCACUGUCUCAGGAAGAAGAGAGUUUAAUUGCAAACCUCAGCACCCGCCUCAAUGCUGUCCGCACACUCCAGUCUCGCAUUUCCCUUAUCAAAUCUUACGUUACCAGCAUUUCAGAAUCCAACAAUGCCGACACUCCUCUGCCGCAUUCUAUCCUUCGCAAUGUCAAUUCGCUCAUAUCAAAUCUUGCCAUUCUCUCACCUUCUGACGAGAGCACAUUCUCCAUGGAAGUUAUCUCACAAAAUAAUGAUGUUAUGCUCGCAUCGCUUCUCGGGAAAAUGGGCGAGGUUCUUCAAACUACCCUUGAGAUGGAUGUCAAGGCGUCCAUCGUCAAUCAGGCCAACCAGACCAGUCAGUCCAGUCUUCGUGCCAAUAAGGCUUUCGAUGAUGAACUUCGUCGUAACCCUCAUCUCAGAUGA
Penicillium taxi is the source of this 1128-nucleotide messenger RNA. Its product is annotated as COP9 signalosome complex subunit 6. Gene Ontology annotation, biological process: protein deneddylation. Gene Ontology annotation, molecular function: protein binding; metallopeptidase activity. Lineage: Eukaryota; Fungi; Ascomycota; Eurotiomycetes; Eurotiales; Aspergillaceae. The transcript has 3 exons. Bases 1 to 1128 code for a protein of 375 amino acids. The record is from RefSeq and is a predicted model, not a curated record. Gene Ontology annotation, cellular component: COP9 signalosome.